AUGCCUGGAGGAGCUCCACUCAAACGGGUAGAAUCCUUAGAGAAAGAGCUAGGGCAUUUGAAUGAUAGGCUGGAGACUCAAGGGCACCAGAUUCAGUUCCAGGGCGACUCCAUUGUGUCAAUGCAGUUGAAGAUGGACCAGAAAAUUGAAGAAGUUUUGAAGGCUAUAGCCAAGGGAAAGAAUCCAGCAGAAGAGAGCAAGGAGGAUGAAUUGUUAUCCUCGGGGAUAGAGACGCCAAGAGGAACAGGGACUGGAAGUAGCCACGAUGGAGGAGGCGGUGGAGGCCGAGGAAUGGGUGAACCAGGGGGAGGACUCAACUGGCGAUUUCGGAAACUCGAUAUGCCACUCUUUGACGGGGAACACCCCGAUGGUUGGAUCUUGCGAGUCGAACGCUACUUCAAUUUUUACAAGCUCUCCGAAGCGGACAAAAUGGAGGCGGCGGUGGUGGCCCUAGAAGGCGACGCCCUUCUAUGGUUCCAAUUGGAACACACGCAACGACCGGUGACUCGAUGGCAGGAGAUGAAGUCGCUUCUUCUGCGCCAGUUCCGUCCGGUUAACGCAUGUACGUUACAUCAACAAUGGCUCGCUUUAACUCAAUCUGGGUCGGUUUUGGAGUACCACUGGUCUUUCAUCGAAUUACUUGCCCCUUAUGGGCCAAUUCAUCAAUGGGCUGAAGGAUGA
This is a messenger RNA of Lactuca virosa, 681 nucleotides long. NCBI's taxonomy places the organism in Eukaryota, Viridiplantae, Streptophyta, Magnoliopsida, Asterales, Asteraceae. The record is from the annotation of a GenBank genome assembly.